Molecule: messenger RNA, 669 nt
Organism: Acanthosepion pharaonis
Lineage: Eukaryota; Metazoa; Mollusca; Cephalopoda; Sepiida; Sepiidae
Source: the annotation of a GenBank genome assembly
AUGAACCCACCAAAUGUGGUUGGUGCAAAUGUUGGUCCAAGUGGCAGGUACAUGAGUGACCAGAGACAUUUAAUAUGCCCUUCAAAGCAAGGAAUAUCUUGGCCAACUGCUGUGAGCAAAACACAUGCUGAUAAAAUAAGAAGUGCUCAUAUAAAUCAACCAAGCAGACAAUCCCAUUCUGCAGAUAUUCUUCCUGUUCAGCAGAAAAGAUCAGCUUCUUUGCCUCAAACACAGUCUCCUUCCAAACUACAAUCACAGCAGAAUCAAAUCCAGGAAGAGCCAAUGUCACGUGGAAGUGUUAAAAAUAAAUCCCAUGAAAUUACUUCUGAAUAUCACAAUCAGCAAUCUCCUAAAAUGAUACAUCGGGAAAGCAGGGAUAAUAGAGAUUCAGGAAGCAAAACACAAGUGGAAGAAGCAACAGAUGUAUACACUUCCCAAUACUGCAAUCCUCGAUUAAAACAAAGUGAGCAGCCAACACAAGAAACAGAGAUGAAGCCAUUGGGACAGACUGUCAACUACCCAAGUGAUACAACAAUAGUAGCUAGGGGUUUCUAUACACCAAGCCUUACACAAAAUACUGAUAACAAAGACUCUGUGACAGAGGAUAGUAAUUCUUCUGAUAUAAAAUAUCCAAAGAAAAUGACCAAUAUGAACAUCGAAGGAAGAUGA